AUGGCAGGCGGCAAAGCCUCAAUCCCAGACAUCUGGCCAGAGUUCAGCAUUCCAGACGAGCCCCUGGCCCCACAGGCCGGCACAGACCCCAACGUGUCCUCCCUCUGCAGCCAAGCGGAGACCAACAACACCCUGGACAUUCGAAACGGCGCCGCCCUGCUGGAAGCCCCGCUGCCUCCCUCGCCUCCACCUGCCUUGGACAGCCCCGACCUGCCCCUGCCCCCACCUCCACCCCCGUCCGCCCUGGACCCGCUCGCUGCCUCCGCCCUGGAGAGCCCCACCACGGACCCGGCCGCCACGCCACCCCCCAGCCCGCCGUUGCCGCCCCUGUCUCCGUCGCCCCCGUCGGCAUCCCCUCCGGCGGUGAGCCCGGCGCGGCCCACCACCUUGGCGCUCAAGACCCUGCCGCGACCCUCCACCGGCCAGUCCUCGCAGGCCCAGUCAUCCCAGGCUUCAACCACCGGCGGCGCUCCGUCAAAGGAGAACGGCGGGCCCCCGGGUCCUGACCCGGACGAGGAGGAGCGUAAGAUUCUGGAAGAGGAGCUGAAGAAGUGCAUCGAAGACUUCCACAGCAUUCGCAUCCCAAAGCUUUUCCCCGACCGUAAGAGGAACUGGCAGAAAGACCUGCUUAAGAAGUAUGAGUGAUGUGUGAGUUAGGCUGGUCAGGCAGAAUGUGAUAGUGGUCUUGGGCUUUUGUUUUGUUUUGUCAGACCCAGUUAUCUUUUUCUUUUUUUUUGAGGUUCCAUCACUCAAGAAUCAUAUAUGCUGUAACCCUGUCAAUUAUACAGUGCUAUUGUGUGGCCCUGUGCUGCAUGUGUGACCAUAAACAACUGAAUGAACUGUGUGCAUGAGUGUGUGUGUGUGUGUGUGUGUACUUUGUACUUUACAGAUUGAUAAUCUAGAUUCAAGCCAAAAACAAUGUCAACCCAACACAAGCUGUCUUCACUUUCAUGUUAUCAUUAAUAUGUUUGAAUGGAUAUGCUUUUCCCCAUGAAUGAACUUAUUCAAAAAGUCCCUCACUAUCCAGAAGUUUGAUCAGCAAUAAGAUUCUGCUGAUUCCGAUAUGCAAUGUGGCCAAUAGUUAAGGACAACAGAAUUAUUUUGCUGAGAGAAGGUGCGGGUGCUAUUUACGGAAGAGUAUUAGGGCCACAUGAAGAGAAGAUAUUUUUGAAAAUUCCGAGACAAAAUCUCAGAAUUUUUGAGACUAAAGUCACAAAUUUGCGAGAAACAAAGUCAGAAAUAAUCAUUUCUGUGAUUAAAGUCAGAAUUUCUGAGAAAAAAAGUAAAUAUUGUCGAGAUAAAAGUCAACAUUUUCAAGAUAAAAGUUAACAUUUUCGAGAAACAAAUUUAGAAAUAAUUUCUGAGACUAAAGUCAGAAAUUCUGACUUUAAAGCGUCUGGUGCCUACCAAAUGCAGGUGGCUACAAGCUGACGCUUUGCCUGGUCUAGACGCCUAUGUUUUGUUUAACUAAUGUAAAUCCCUUUUUUAUGCAAUAGCAGCCUCCAGCAUGUCGUUUCGGGUGUCUAGGCUCAUCACUGUUGCAUUUUUUGGCAUUUUAUUUAAUCGGAGUUGUAUUUUUUUAAAUUUUGGCAGCAAAUUUCGUCACUUGAAUUUCAAGUUAAUGCUUUGUGCUUCUGAUGGGCUGCUCUCUAGUCUCAAGUAUCCCUUUCUAUGUCUGUUUGUCUGUCUCUCCUGCCCUCUCCUUUCUCUGUAAAAUGAGGACCAAACAUAGGAAUCAUCUGACCUCUCUUGUCCUUGACUGUGUUUAUGACAAGAAUAACAAUGUAUUUCUGAUGAGUAUUGUUUUUUCUAACCUGUGUUGAUGGUUAUCUUUUUAAUUGAGAGUUAAAGUGUGUCUUUGCUAUUUUGCUAAACUUUUUGCA
This is a messenger RNA of Alosa sapidissima (American shad), 1883 nucleotides long. RefSeq names its product proline-rich receptor-like protein kinase PERK2. The transcript has 2 exons. The record is from RefSeq and is a predicted model, not a curated record. Bases 1 to 645 code for a protein of 214 amino acids. Lineage: Eukaryota; Metazoa; Chordata; Actinopteri; Clupeiformes; Clupeidae.